Molecule: messenger RNA, 9746 nt
Organism: Paralichthys olivaceus (Japanese flounder)
Lineage: Eukaryota; Metazoa; Chordata; Actinopteri; Pleuronectiformes; Paralichthyidae
Source: RefSeq, a predicted model, not a curated record
AGAGCGAGGGAGAGACUGGUGCACUUUCCCAAACUGACUCAGAGGAGGAAAAGAAAGGAGCGACGACAUUUCCAUUUUGCGUCUCCUGCCGUCACCUGGAGGCUCCGCGGCUGCAGGAGGAGAAGUGAGAGGCAGGAGCGAGGCAGCGAGAGAGACGUCAGGACACGCGGCGUGCGCUUUGUGAAGCUCCUCCAGAGAAGAGGGGAGCGAGGGGAGGCAGAGAGGAGGUGUGAUGUUAUUUUCCCCUCGGCAGCGGGGAGAGUCGGUGUCCAUGCUGCCUGGAGGGAGCCUGCGUGCCUUCUGGGAACAUUAACUCUUCCAUUCAGGCGAAGCUGGAGUACUCACACACACAAGGUUCUCCCAUGCCAUCCCCCUUCUGCCCAUCAUCUGUCAUUGACCAAUCACAUCCGCAAACAGGCAGUCCACAGGACAACCUGUUAUUAGGCGACACGAUUGAGCCAGACUCAGAGGAAGAGGAGGAGGAACAAGAGGAAGAGGAGUAUGCAGCCCAGUUGUACUCAUCUGUCACACAUGAGCAACAAGCCAAUCAUCACGGCUCCACCCUGCCUCCUGUGCCACCCCCUCACCGCCAGCAGGCCUCGGUGACAGCUCUCAACCAAUCUCUGAGCUCGACGCACCACGCUGGACAGUCCUUGAAUUCAACGCGGCAGCUUAACCCACCUACUGGAAGCUCGGCCCCCGUGGCCGGCCAAUCACCAGCCGAGCUGCAGACCACGCCCCCCGAGAGUGUCCCGCUGCAAGACAGCUGGGUGCUGGGUAGCAAUGUGCCUCUGGAAACAAGGCACUUCCUUUUCAAGACAGGUACAGGCACCACCCCCCUCUUCUCCACCGCUACUCCUGGCUACACUAUGGCUACAGGCUCAGUGUACUCUCCACCUACCAGGCCGUUGCCGAGGAAUACGCUGUCCCGCUCCGCCUUCAAGUUCAAGAAAACCUCAAAGUACUGCUCAUGGAGGUGUACAGCACUCAGUGCGGUAGGACUAUCUGCCCUGCUCUCUGUCCUGCUCUGCUACUGCAUAGCUAUGCACCUGUUUGGUCUAAACUGGCAGCUUCAAGAGAGUGAGGUAUAUGGAGCAUUUGAAAAUGGAGGAGGUGGAAGAGAUACAACCCCUAACACCUUUAUGGUGUCCACAGACAAUGGUAAAAUGUUUCCUCUAGAGAACAACACCAUAGACACAGGAGAGGUGGAUGUGGGUAGACGAGCCAUACAAGACGUCCCACAAGGAGUGUUUUGGAGGUCCCAACUAUAUAUUGACCAACCACAGUUCUUAAAAUUCAACAUCUCCGUCCAGAAAGAUGCUCUUGUUGGGGUGUAUGGACGUAAAGGCCUACCGCCCUCACACACGCAGUAUGACUUUGUAGAGCUACUGGAUGGUAGUCGUCUCAUUUCCAAAGACAAACGAGCGCUCAGUGACAUGGAUGCAGGAAAUUCAUAUCCAGCUGGUGCGCACGAGGAGGAGUCUGGCACCCGUCACAUACGGUCCGUGAAUGUACACGAGGCUGGUUUCAUUCAGUAUCUGGACUCGGGAGUCUGGCAUUUGGCCUUUUACAACGAUGGACGCAAUACAGAACAAAUCAUUUACAAUACCAUCAUCAUAGAGUCAAUUAUGGAGUGUCCGCAGAAUUGUCAUGGAAACGGAGAUUGUCUCUCAGGAACAUGUCACUGCUUCCCAGGAUUUCUUGGGCCUGACUGCUCUAGAGCUGCCUGUCCAGUACUGUGCAGUGGUAAUGGCCAGUACUCCCGUGGACGCUGCCAGUGCUACAGUGGAUGGAAAGGGACUGAGUGUGACGUGCCAGCCAACCAAUGCAUUGACAUCCAUUGUGGGGGGCAUGGCAUCUGUAUUAUAGGUGCCUGCAUCUGCAAUACUGGAUAUAAAGGCGACAACUGUGAGGAAGUGGACUGCAUAGACCCAAGCUGUUCAGCCCACGGGGUGUGUAUCCAUGGUGAGUGUCACUGUCAGCCAGGCUGGGGCGGAGCCAGCUGUGAGAUUGCCAAGGCCAUGUGCCCGGACCAGUGUUCAGGUCAUGGAACCCACAACACAGAGACCAGCAGUUGUACCUGUGACCAGAACUGGACUGGACCCGACUGCUCUUUAGAGGUGUGUGAAGUGGACUGUGGCAGUCAUGGAGUCUGUUUUGGUGGUGUGUGUCGGUGUGAGGAGGGCUGGACAGGGACUGUGUGUGACCAGAAGGCCUGCCACCCAAUGUGCAGCAAGAACGGAGUGUGUAAGGAGGGGAAGUGUGAGUGUGACCAGGGAUGGACAGGGGAGCACUGCAAUAUUGCUCACAAUCCGGACAUUAGAGUCAAAGGAUACAAAGAGGGUUGCCCAGGACUCUGCAACAACAACGGACGAUGCACUCUUGAGGCCAGCGGCUGGCACUGCAUCUGCCAAUCAGGAUGGCGGGGAGACGGAUGUCAUGUAGCCAUGGAAACACUCUGUACUGAUGGCAAGGACAAUGAAGGAGAUGGCUUGGUUGAUUGUAUGGAUCCAGACUGCUGUUUGCAGCCAUCUUGUCAAACCCAGCUAUACUGCAACGGGUCACCGGACCCAGGAGAGGUGCUCAGUCUGUCUCCGUCAUCUUUGGCUCCUCAGCAGGCUGCGAGGUCUUUCUACCAGCGCAUUCACUUUCUAGUGGGUCCUGAAUCCACCCAUGUAAUCACCGGAGACAGUCCAUUCAAUAGAAGCUUGGUGUCAGUUAUUCGAGGUCAGGUGUUGACAGCUGAUGGAACACCUCUGAUUGGAGUCAAUGUGACGUUUGUCCACUAUCCUGAACAUGGAUUCACUGUAACUCGCAAGGAUGGCAUGUUCGAUCUCCUGGCUAAUGGUGGGGCGUCUCUGACACUGAGUUUUGAGCGUGCUCCAUACAUCACUCAGUACAGAACGGUGUGGGUGCCAUGGAACGUCUUCUAUGUGAUGGACACACUUGUCAUGAAAAAGGAGGAGAAUGACAUUCCCAGCUGUGACUUGAGUGGUUUCAUCAGGCCCAGUCCUGUCAUUGUUGCCUCUCCUCUGUCUACAUUUUACAGGAGUUCACCCGAGGAUGGCCCCAUCGUACCUGAAACACAGGUUUUACAUGAAGAAACCUCGAUACCAGGGAGUGACCUAAACCUUAUCUAUCUGAGCUCCAGAGCAGCAGGAUAUAAACCAGUCCUCAAAGUCACCAUGACACAGUCAUCAAUACCUUUCAACCUGAUGAAGGUUCACCUAAUGGUGGCGGUAGUGGGUCGCCUCUUCCAGAAGUGGUUCCCUGCCCAACCAAAUCUGUCGUACACCUUUAUCUGGGACAAGACGGAUGCCUAUGGCCAGCGCGUCUAUGGACUAUCUGAGGCAGUUGUGUCUGUGGGCUUUGAAUAUGAGUCCUGCCUGGACCUCAUCCUGUGGGAGAAAAGAACAGCCACUUUACAAGGCUACGAGUUGGAUGCUUCCAGCAUGGGAGGGUGGAUGCUGGACAAACAUCACAUUCUGGAUGUACAAAAUGGUAUAUUGUACAGAGGUAACGGUGAGAACAUUUUCAUCUCCCAGCAGCCUCCUGUCAUCAGCAGCAUCAUGGGAAAUGGGCGUCGCCGCAGCAUCUCCUGCCCCAGCUGCAAUGGGCAGGCAGAGGGAAACAAGCUCCUGGCACCACUUGCUCUGGCCUGUGGGGCAGAUGGCAGUAUCUUUGUUGGAGACUUCAACUACAUCAGGAGGAUUUUCCCCUCUGGGAAUGUUACCAGUGUCAUGGAGCUUAGAAAUAAAGAUUUCAGACAUAGCAACAACCCUGCUCACCGUUACUAUUUAGCAACCGACCCAGUCACAGGGCAGUUGUAUGCAUCGGACACCAACUCACGACGAAUCUACCGACCCAAGAUGCUUAGUGGUGCCCGUGACCUCAUCAGUAAUGGUGAAGUAGUUGCUGGUACAGGUGAACAGUGUCCUCCGUUUGAUGAAGCACGCUGUGGAGAUGGAAGAAAAGCUACAGAGGCACAGCUACUGGGACCAAAAGCAUAUGAAGUGAAGGUUUCUCUGCCUCCCAUCUUUCAUCUCUACACCCAGGUUCGUUUAGAAUGGCCCACAGAUCUAGCCAUCAAUCCCAUGGAUAACUCCAUCUAUGUCUUGGACAACAACGUUGUGCUGCAGAUCACUGAAAAUAGACAGGUUCAUAUCGUGGCAGGCCGUCCCAUGCACUGCCAGGUGCCCGGUAUAGAAUACACUAUGGGGAAGAGAGCCGUCCAGACCAUGCUAGAGGGAGCUACAGCCAUAACCUUGUCUUACAGCGGUGUCCUCUACAUUGCAGAGACUGAUGAGAAGAAAAUUCACCGCAUUCGACAGGUGUCGACUGAUGGAGAAAUUACCCAUCUCGCUGGAGCGCCAUCUGACUGUGACUGCAAGAAUGAUGCAAACUGUGACUGCUACCAGACUGGAGAUGGCUAUGCUAAAGACGCCAGGUUUAAUUGCCCUUCCUCUUUGGUGGUGUCUCCAGAUGGGACACUGUAUGUCGCUGAUCUGGGAAACAUCCGCAUUCGAGCCAUUCGGCGAAACCAGCCGCCCACUGGCUCUCUGGCUUCAGGUCCCAGCUUUUAUGAAGUGGCUUCUCCAGCCUCUCAAGAGCUAUAUGUGUUCGAUGUGAAUGGGACUCAUCAAUUCACCAUGUCUCUGGUCACUGGAGACUACAAAUACAACUUUAGCUACAGCAACGACGAGGAUGUGACUGCAGUGACAGACAGCAGUGGGAACACCCUCCGCAUCCGUAGAGAUACCAACAGGAUGCCUGUACGUGUGGUUGCCCCUGACAAUCAGGUUAUCUGGCUAACCAUCGGAACUAACGGAGGUCUAAAGACUCUUACGGCUCAGGGUCAGGAACUGGUCUUGUUUAGUUACCAUGGCAGCAGUGGCUUGCUGGCUACCAAGAGCAUCCAGAUAGGCUGGACUACCUUCUAUGACUAUGACAGCGAGGGUCGUCUGACUAAUGUUACCUUCCCUACCGGUGUGGUGACCAAUCUGCACGGCGACAUGUCGUCAGGAGCUGUUGCUGUGGACAUUGAGACGUCUGGGAGAGAUGAGGAUGUUUCUAUAACAACCAAUCUAUCAUCAAUUGACUCCUUCUACACUCUAGUGCAGGGUAAGUGUUGGCAUUCUUUUUCAUUUCCCUCCCUAGGUGCUGCUAACCCAACUGUAGCCCGACGCAACAUGACACUUCCGGGAGAGAAUGGCCAAAACCUGGUGGAGUGGAGGUUCAGGAAGGAACAGACACGAGGAAAAGUCAUUGUCUUUGGGAGAAAGCUUAGGGUGAAUGGUAGGAACUUGCUGUCUGUGGAUUAUGAUCGUACACUGCGAACAGAGAAAAUUUAUGAUGACCACAGGAAGUUCCUGCUGAAGAUCAUCUAUGACACCCAAGGCCAUCCCACCCUCUGGGUUCCCAGCAGCAAGCUACUAUCAGUCAACUUGACUUACUCCAGUACGGGGCAGUUGACAGGCCUCCAGAGAGGUCCAACCACUGAGAGGUGGGAGUACGACAGUCAGGGAAGAAUCAUUUCCCGAGUCUUUGCUGAUGGAAAGACAUGGAGCUACACUUACCUGGACAAGUCCAUGGUCUUGCUGCUGCACAGCCAGCACCAGUACAUCUUUGACUAUGACUCAGGAGACCAUCUGUCAGCAGUCACCAUGCCCAGCGUGGCUCGACACACCAUGCAGACCAUCAGAUCCAUAGGAUACUACAGGAACAUCUACACCCCCCCAGAGAGCAAUGCUUCUGUCACUGUAGACUACUCUGAAGAUGGACAGCUCCUCAGAGUUGCCCAUCUGGGAACUGGUCGCCAAAUUCUGUACAAAUAUCGCAGACAGAACAAGCUGGCAGAGAUCCUCUAUGACUCAACACGGGUCAGUUUCACUUACGAUGAGACCGCUGGUGUGCUUAAAACCGUCAACCUGCAGAGUGAAGGCUUCAUCUGCUCCAUCCGGUACCGUCAGAUUGGCCCACUGGUCGACCGGCAAAUAUUCCGCUUCAGCGAGGAUGGGAUGGUGAACGCCCGCUUUGACUACACCUACGACAACAGCUUCAGGGUUACCAGCAUGCAGGCUGUAAUAAAUGAGACGCCACUGCCCAUUGACCUCUAUCAAUUCGAUGAUAUAUCUGGAAAGGUGGAGCAGUUUGGGAAGUUUGGAGUCAUCUAUUAUGAUAUCAAUCAGAUCAUCUCCACAGCAGUGAUGACCUACACCAAACACUUUGACCAGCAUGGCCGAAUCAAGGAGAUCCAAUAUGAGAUUUUCAGGUCUCUGAUGUACUGGAUCACCAUUCAGUACGACAACAUGGGCCGUGUCACCAAACGCGAGAUAAAGAUUGGACCUUUUGCAAAUACAACCAAAUAUGGUUACGAGUAUGACGUUGAUGGACAGCUGCAGACAGUCUCCCUCAAUGAGAAGAUGAUGUGGAGGUAUAACUAUGAUUUGAAUGGGAACCUGCAUUUGCUGAACCCUGGGAACAGUGGUCGAUUAACUCCUCUACGCUACGAUUUAAGGGACAGAAUCACGCGUCUUGGAGAUGUUCAGUACAGGCUGGAUGAAGAUGGUUUCCUGAGGCAGAGAGGAGCUGAGAUAUUUGAAUACAACUCUAAAGGUCUUCUAGUUCGGGUCUACAGUAAAGCAGCCAGCUGGUCCAUCCAGUACCGUUAUGAUGGUCUGGGUCGGCGUGUGGCAUCUAGAAACAAUCUGGGUCAACAUCUGCAAUUUUUCUAUGCUGACCUGAACUACCCAACCAGGAUAACCCAUGUCUAUAACCACUCCAGCUCCGAGAUCACAUCCUUUUACUAUGAUCUGCAGGGCCAUGUCUUUGCUAUGGAGAUCAGCAGUGGAGAGGAGUUUUAUAUAGCAUGUGAUAACACUGGAACACCAUUGGCUGUCUUCAGCAACAAUGGACUAUUGCUGAAACAGGUGCAGUACACAGCAUAUGGUGAGGUUUACUUUGAUUCCAACCCAGACUUUGUGCUGGUAAUUGGUUUCCAUGGAGGCCUUUAUGAUUCACUGACACGACUUCUGCAUUUUGGAGACAGAGACUAUGAUAUCCCCGCUGGGAGGUGGACGACUCCUGACAUAAGCACAUGGACACGUGUUGGUGAAGACCCCCAGCCCUUCAACCUUUACAUGUUCCGAGGCAACAACCCAAUCAGCAAGAUCCACCAGGUCAAAGAAUAUGUCACAGAUGUCAAUAUCUGGUUGGUUACAUUUGGCUUUCAUCUUCACAACGCAAUACCAGGAUUCCCUAUUCCUAAGUUUGACCUGACACAGCCAUCACUGGAGAUGAAAAAGAGUCAGCUGUGGGAUGACCUACCCUCUAUCUCAGGUGUCCAGCAGGAGGUGACUCGUCAGUCUCAGGCCUUCCUGUCAUUUGAGCGCAUGCCAGAAGUUCAGCUCAGCCGGCGGCAUUCAAAUCAUGCCAAACCCUGGCUGUGGUUUGCUACCGUCAAGUCUCUUAUUGGCAAGGGAGUGAUGCUAGCUGUGAUCCAAGGCCGUGUGGUGACUAACGCUUUAAACAUUGCAAAUGAAGACUGCAUCAAAGUGGCUGCAGUCUUAAAUAAUGCCUUUUACCUUGAAGACCUACAUUUUACAGCAGAGGGACGAGACACACACUACUUCAUCAAGACCAGCCUACCAGAGAAUGACCUCAGUGCACUGCGGCUCACCUCAGGCAGGAAGUCAUUGGAAAAUGGUGUGAAUGUCACAGUGUCCCAGUCUACAACAGUGAUGAAUGGGAGAACGCGACGCUUUGCCGAUGUGGAGCUGCAGUAUGGCGCUCUGGCUCUCCAUGUACGUUAUGGGACAACAUUGGAUGAAGAAAAAGCACGAAUCCUGGAGCAUGCAAGACAGAGGGCACUGUCGAGUGCCUGGGCCCGCGAACAGCAGCGAGUAAGAGAUGGUGAGGAAGGAGUUCGGAUGUGGACUGAGGGAGAGAAAAGGCAACUGCUGAGCAGUGGCAAGGUUUUGGGUUAUGAUGGCUACUACGUCUUGUCCAUAGAGCAGUACCCCGAGCUAGCCGACAGCGCUAACAAUAUGCAGUUCCUACGCCAGAGUGAGAUAGGCAGGAGGUAACACAGCAUCAACAAAUGUCAGAAAAUGAUUACGCCUGUGACUGUCAAAGACUAACUAAAGUUUAGUUUUCACAGAAAAUGGAUGUCAACGAAUGAACUGCCUUGAGACUCAAAAAUUGCCACUGAAGAGAUCCCAUGUUUGAAAAGGUAUUUUGUACUGGGAAAGGUCAGGUAGAGUAUCAAUAAGAAUAGAAACAAUCACUUCAACGCAGCGGACAUGAAAUGUUAUGGAACAACAAUUAUGAGGAUUCAAAACUGUUUUCACGAGUCUGCAAAAGGUCAAAAGAAACUUCUUUUGAGCAAUGCAUUUUCUCUCUUUUUUUCCUGUCUUCUUUUUCUGUCUUUCUUACACCUUGCCAUCUGCCUUUAAACAGUCUACAUGCAUGCCCCUCUCCCUCCUUCUGUCCGGCAGAGCUAUCAUGAGUGUCGUCAUGCGUUAUCUAGCUGUGAAACAGUGGGAUGUCAACUCUUUCAAACAGCCAAGUGAGCAUUUCAGCAGCCAUCGCAUCUAGAUGAGCUUACAAGCAUUUUGACAGCUAUAAACUGUCAGAGCUGUCAGCACAACAAAUGUGUGUGGAUCACUCACCGAUGUUACAGGUAUCAUAUAUGUGUGGGACCAGAUGUGUCACUUGGGGUUAUAGACCUCUGUAAGCCAUGUCUGUAGGAUCUAUUGUUUCCAAUUGCUGCAGCCAUUGAAUGGAACUGUUGUGGACUUUCUCUGAGAGACAGGCACAAAAAAGGACUACGAUUUGUUUGAAGGUGACGAAGACUGAUUUUUUUUUUGUUUUAUAUAUAAAAUUGCAUUUGCUUCAACUAAAAUGGGGAUUUUAAUCAUCAAAAACUGUUUACAUACUAUUACCUAUACCACUAUUACUGUUAUUACUACAUCACCACCAUCCGGAUGGACCAUGAAUUGAGCUAAACAAAACCAGAAAACUUUUGUGCUUUUGUUUGUUUCAUAUAUCUAUUAUCUGUUUGAUCAGUUGUAAAAUCACUCCUGUGAUUUUACAAAUUCUACAGCUUCAGACAACAGCACUAACUGAGGAAGCAGGGCAACAAUAUUGCCACAGCUGUUUCUGAUUCUAUGUGGAUGUACACUUUGUGGACCGGGUGGGUUCUUUGGUCCUAUUAAACACUGCUCCACUGUCAGACCUGGAAUCCUUCACUUCUGUAAAAUGUGACUCUGACUCAUAAUGCAUAGACUUUGUGCUUAUAUUGGUCAAAGGUAGUAGUAUUGCUUGCAAUAGAAACAUGUUGUUAUGGCUUUGGGGGGGCAGGUUUACCGUGAGUGGUAACUAAUUGUUGCUUCUCUCUUUGUUUUUGCUUCUCCUUAAAGGGACAGUGCAUCACCAUCAGUGACAUUAAUGAGUAACAGUAAUAGAUCAAUCAAUCGAAGUGGAUGUUUUCUCAUCAAUCAUGGAUCUGUUUACUCAUGUAGAAGAGUUUUCUUUGUGUCUGUGUUUACAACAGUGGGAGGGCAUCUUUCAUCUUUUUAAAAAGACAGAAUGAGAGUAUGAAGACAAGUUGACAAUGUUUUAUUGGAUCAUCCUUUUUUAUUUUGAAGGUUGGGAGAUUCCACUUAUCCGUACCAUCAAUAUUAGUCUCAGAGAAAAUAAUUUAUGUACAGUGUUUUUACGGAAAAAAAUAAAAAUAUUUGAAACCA